This is a messenger RNA of Drosophila subpulchrella, 2130 nucleotides long. Its product is annotated as fibrinogen-like protein 1. NCBI's taxonomy places the organism in Eukaryota, Metazoa, Arthropoda, Insecta, Diptera, Drosophilidae. Bases 19 to 1974 code for a protein of 651 amino acids. The record is from RefSeq and is a predicted model, not a curated record. The transcript has 2 exons.
UCUUGUUUGUUAAACAUAAUGAGUCCGCGGUUUUUAGUUUUUUUUCUUUUAAUUUUGCUUUUAAAGAAGCAACGUUGCGCGGAGGCAGAUCCAAUUGAUACCCUAUCGCCGAAAUCUUCCAAUCCGCUUUUUAAAUCGCAGUGUGAAGGAUAUUUUUUGUCGAUACUCAAGCCUCUUCUCGAUCGCGUUGUAAACCUUAAAAUAACAGCCCAAACGAGUGAAGAAUGGAAAGCCAAGUCACAUUUUGUGGCCGAAACUGUAGAAAAAUUAGAGAAUGAAUUGGCAAUUGCUGAUCUACAAAUCGAAAUCAAACAAGAAAUAAUACAAGUAAUAACUAGAAAAAUUGAGAAACAGAUUGAAAAUAUUAAAAUCAAAGAAGAUCUCAUUAUAUUAAAGGAACAACAAAUUGAGAAACAAACGGGUAUGCUUGAGAACGUCGAUAAUAAAGUAAAUAAUAUGACAAAAAUUAUUCAAAACUUAGAGAGUCAGUUAAAAACUGCUGAGAAUAAAAAAAUAUCAAAUGAAGAGCGCAUAAGCGAAAUAAAUGAAGAACUUAAGAAAAACUACGAAGAGUCUAAAAUCAAAGAUGACCUCAUUGAACUAAAAGAAGAACAAAUUAGGGACCAACACAAUACAUUAAAUAACAAAAGUUACAUUAUAAGUAACAUGACGGACACUAUUAGGAACUUGCAAUAUCAGUUAGCUAUGGCUGAAGGUCAACUAGUUUUCGAUAAAAAUCAAAUAAAUGAAAAAAAUACAGAAAUUGAGGAAAAUAAAGAAAAAUUAAAAAUCAAAGAGGAUAUAAUUAUAUUAAAAGACAAACAAAUUAAAGACCAACACGAUCUGUUAAAUACACUAGAUCUUAAAGUGAAUAAUAUGACGGAAAAUAUUAAAGACUUGGAGAGUCAGUUAUCACUAGCCGAAGGUCAAAUUACAGUCAACGAAGAACAAAUAAAUGAAAAAAAUAAAGAAAUCAAGGAAAACAGUGAGAAGAUUAGAAUCAAGGAUGAUCUCAUUAAUUUGAAAGAGGAGCAAAUUGAGGAACAAAAGGAGUUGCUUAAUAGCAAAGAAAAUAACAUGACUGAAAUUAUUAAGAAUUUGGAGAGUCAGUUGGCACUUGCUGAAGGUCAAAAUAAAAUCAAUACAGAGCUAUUACUGAACCAAAAUGGUGACAUUGUAGAUCUAAGAGAACAGAUUCGAAUGAAAGAAACGGAAAUAAAUACCAAAAGCUCGCAGGUUGAGGACCAAAGUAAUCAAAUUUUGAGUAAGGAUUUGGAAAUCCGUAACCUAAACAACAAAAUUAAAUCGGAUUCCCAAAAACUAACUGAUAUAACCAACCAGUGCAGUCAAUUGGACAAUUGCCUCACUGGUUCAAAUGGCUUUCGUUAUAUAAAAAUACGUGAUGUAAAUAUUUUCAAAAUUCCCUGCGAAGCAAGUGGCUAUAUAAUCAUUCAAAGACGUCAGGAUGGAUCCGAGAACUUUAAUCGAAAUUGGAACGAUUAUAAGAAUGGAUUCGGCCGCGUAGAGGGUGAAUUUUUCAUUGGGCUGGAAAAGUUACACAUAAUGACUGAGGCAAGACCACACGAACUUUUGAUAAGAAUGCAAGAUGUUAAAGGUCGGACUGGCUAUGCUCACUAUGACAAUUUCGAAAUUGGCAGCGAAAAUGAAGCAUACGUUUUGAAAGCUUUAGGAAAACAUUCUGGUACAGCUGGAGACUCCCUAUCACAUCAUGAGAAAAUGAAGUUCACCACAUUUGACCGAGAUAAUGACAAUUGGAAGGAAAACUGCGCUCAAUAUGAAAGCGGUGGUUAUUGGUACAACAAGUGUAGUACAAGUUCCCUCAAUGGAAAAUAUAUUGCAAAUGGACGUAGAGAAAAAAAUAACGGCCUAACUAUAUCUUGGGGUUCUUGGAUUAAAUACGAUUUUAAAGUGUCGCUGACCCAAGUUGAGAUGUUGAUAAGGCCAAAGUCCUAAGGAUUAACUCAUUCAAUGUCCUUAGAAUCAUAUUUAUCUAGUGUUGCUGAUGAAAAUAUGUAACAGCGCAUUUUUAAAGAACUCAAUCCUAACUUAAUCCUGUUCUAACCCCGACCAUCCUUUGUUCUUAAUAAAAUGAAAAACCUCUGCACAGCA